Messenger RNA from Penicillium bovifimosum, 1572 nucleotides. RefSeq names its product lanthionine synthetase C family protein. Gene Ontology annotation, cellular component: plasma membrane. The transcript has 4 exons. The record is from RefSeq and is a predicted model, not a curated record. Gene Ontology annotation, biological process: carbohydrate metabolic process; peptide modification. NCBI's taxonomy places the organism in Eukaryota, Fungi, Ascomycota, Eurotiomycetes, Eurotiales, Aspergillaceae. The coding region runs from base 1 to 1572 and encodes 523 amino acids.
AUGGGAGACCGUCCUCAAUACUUUGAGAAUACCUUGACCCCGCUAUCGAUCAAUGCGGUCACUCUGACUGACAGCCUCCGAGAGCUGCGUACCGCUGUUCGCAAAGGUGCCGAGUUGAUACAUCAGAACACUUCCCUCCCUGAUACAUGGGGUUCGAACGGCCUAUUCAGGGCCUUCCCAGGCAUUGCUCUGGCAUUUCUACGUCUAGACUAUCAAUCUUCGGUGCUAGAAGAUAGUACGGCUGCUUCUCCUGACUACCGCCGCUAUGCACUACAACGCAUACCGUCAAGCCUCCCAGACGCUCCUCUACUGGCUUCCCGACUGUCUCCCAUUGGGUCGUCAUCGCCCAUGACUGCUGUUACUUUGCGCAUUUUGGCUACACUUGCAAAGCAGGAUUGGCAAAGUGGCUCCAAUGUCGGUGUUGUAGGCGAGGAUAUUUCUUGUCUCCACGAUGCCGUGCAAUUAGCACUGAAGAACGAGCCUAUUGUGCCCCAUGACGGCCGUAAGAUGGGUGGGGAUGAGAUGCUUUUUGGCCGAGCAGGACUGCUUUGGACUCUACUGAACAUUCGUGCUCACCAGUUUGAUCAAAGAACCCAACAUGCCCUCUCACCUGUGUUAGAGGCCAUUCCGGAGCUCAUUCGGGUCAUUGUUGAUGCCGGGCAACAAGGGUCUAGGGCAUACAUCGAGAAGAACGGAGAAGAAAAUGCACAUCCGCUGAUGUACGUGUGGAUGGAAGGUUAUUUUGGUUUUGGGGCGGUACAUGGAAUUACUGGUAUCCUUACUAUUCUACUCUCGUCUAAGCCUGAAGAGCUCACUGGCUACCUCCCUUUGAUUGGCGGUACUAUCACAGCACUCUGCAAGCUGUCUGUUGCAGCCAAUGGACAUCUCCCAAUGACAUUACCUCCGUAUAGCUUUGGGGGGAGCUCAGAAUUAGUCCAGUUGUGUCAUGGAAGUCCAGGCCUGUUGAUCCUUCUGGGGACUGCAUUGAAGAAUGAACAGUUGGCCAGUGCCCAUUGGGAUCCUAUCUGGGACGAAGCCAUAUACCUGGGCACUGAGCGUGUCUGGGAGGAAGGUCUACUCUCCAAGGGAGGCAGCCUGUGUCACGGCGUAGCCGGCAAUGCAUGGGCAUGGCUUCUCCUCCAUGAUUGCUUCGAGUACCACGCAGCAACCUUAAACGAGGCACGGACAAGCUAUGUCGAGCGCAAUCAAUUAUCAGCCCUUCCAAAAGCAGAUGUGAGCCAGAAGCUCACAGGUGACUUCUUCCUCUCGAAAGCCCUCGCUUUCAUGUUGCAGGCACGCGAGACAAAGCCCUACAAUACCUCGUCUACAGCUUCCGGCAGAGAUUAUCGCAUGCCCGAUGAGCCCUACUCUUUGUUUGAAGGUCUCGCAGGCAAUUUGUGUGCUUGGGCUGAUACCUGCGCUAUACUUCAGGCCAGGCUACGCAGAAUGGACCUUGUUAGACAGGGCAUGUCCACAUCCAGUUUGUCAAAUGACCCGUUAUUCCAGGAUGCUUUGCAUAGGCAACUGGGCUUUCCGGCUCUAGGUGGAAAUGGCGCAACUGGGAUCUACUAA